This is a messenger RNA of Penicillium soppii, 336 nucleotides long. RefSeq names its product F-box protein. Lineage: Eukaryota; Fungi; Ascomycota; Eurotiomycetes; Eurotiales; Aspergillaceae. Gene Ontology annotation, molecular function: protein binding. The record is from RefSeq and is a predicted model, not a curated record. The transcript has a single exon. Bases 1 to 336 code for a protein of 111 amino acids.
AUGCAAGAGCAAGAGCAACCCCAAACCAAGGUCCUCACCACCCCCAAACUCCUUGAAAUUAUCCUCCUCCACCUAGACACCCGCACACUCCUCGUCUCGGCCCAGCGGGUAUGCCGAACCUGGACAGUUCUCAUUCAGAGCUCGCCCGCAAUUCAACAAGCGCUCUUCUUCCAACAAACCACACCUAAAUCUAAUCUAGAAAAGGGCAAAUGGCACGCAAAAUCAAUCUGGAACUCUAUCCUUCCAUCGCCCAAAGAAAAAGACACACAACUCGGCCAGGAAAGCACAAAUGGAUACGAAUGCCCACACCCUCCCCAAUCUAUAAUCCGCUCUUAG